AUGGCACCCGAUCGAUCUGGGAAAAGCGUGUUUUUGGGGAACAUCCCAUACAACCUCACCGAGGAACAGGUCAAAGACAUCCUCAGCACUGCUGGUGUCGUCACCAAAUUCCGGCUAAUGAUGAACCCGGAGACUGGAAAGCCUAAGGGAUAUGGAUUCGCCGAUUUCGCCGACGCUGAUGCCGCUGCCUCGGCAGUGCGCAACCUCAACGACUACGAGAUCAUGGGCCGCAAGAUUCGCGUUGACUGGCCACACAACAACGAGAAAGACUCCGUCCCGCUAGACUACUCACAACCAGCACAACAAAUGAUGGCUCCAGAGCCCAGCCAGCCCCAGCAGAUUCCGGGUUCGGUGCCGCUUCCUCCGCUCCCACCGGGUGUCGAGCUGCCACCUCACCUGGACUGCCCCAAUGCCAUCUCGCACACCCUCGCCUCUCUCCCACCCAACCAACUUCUUGACGUCCUCACCCAGAUGAAAUCUCUUGCCGCAGCCGACCCUGUUCGCGCGACGGAGCUGCUGCGCCAAGCGCCCCAGCUGGCCUAUGCUGUUUUCCAGGCUCUGCUGCUCAUGAACCUGGUCGAGUACCAGCUGCUUGGUUCUAUUGUUGAACAGGCCGCUCAGCCAGCGGCCCAACCCGCUGCUCCCCCUCAGGUCGCCCAGCAAUUCCAGCCCUAUGGUGCGGUCCCUGGCCAAAUCUCUACUCCGCCUGUCAUGGGCACUCCCUUUGCUCCUCCUCCACCACAACCUGCUGCUCAACCUCAAGUCCCGGGCCAAGAUGAGCUUCUUCAGCAGGUACUCAGCAUGCCACAGGCUGCUAUUGAUGCUCUUCCUCCUAUGGAGCGCAGCCAGAUCAUGCUGCUACGGCAACAAUUGAUGCAGGGUGCCAUGCGGUAG
This is a messenger RNA of Penicillium alfredii, 894 nucleotides long. Its product is annotated as putative polyadenylation factor subunit CstF64. Gene Ontology annotation, biological process: mRNA 3'-end processing. Gene Ontology annotation, cellular component: mRNA cleavage and polyadenylation specificity factor complex. The transcript is spliced from 2 exons. The coding region runs from base 1 to 894 and encodes 297 amino acids. Gene Ontology annotation, molecular function: mRNA binding. The record is from RefSeq and is a predicted model, not a curated record. NCBI's taxonomy places the organism in Eukaryota, Fungi, Ascomycota, Eurotiomycetes, Eurotiales, Aspergillaceae.